Messenger RNA from Hemiscyllium ocellatum (epaulette shark), 1890 nucleotides. RefSeq lists its product as uncharacterized. The transcript has 5 exons. Bases 1 to 1890 code for a protein of 629 amino acids. NCBI's taxonomy places the organism in Eukaryota, Metazoa, Chordata, Chondrichthyes, Orectolobiformes, Hemiscylliidae. The record is from RefSeq and is a predicted model, not a curated record.
AUGGCUCCGAGCUCGCAUUUCUGUCGCUCCGCCUGCCCUCCAUCAGAUACAGGGCCUGCCUACUACAGCCCUCCAUCAGAAACAGGGCCCCCCUACUACAGCCCUCCAUCAGAUACAGGGCCCCCCUACUACAGCCCUCCAUCAAACACAGGGCCCUCCUACUACAGCCCUGCAUCAGAUACAGGGCCCCCCUACUACAGCCCUGCAUCAGACACAGGGCCCACCUACUACAGCCCUGCAUCAGACACAGGGCCCCCCUACUACAGCCCUCCAUCAGACACAGGCCCUCCAUCAGAUACAGGGUCCCCCUACUCCAGCCCUCCAUCAGACACAGGGCCCCCCUACUCCAGCCCUCCAUCAGACACAGGGCCAACCUACUCCAGCCCUCCAUCAGGCACAGGGCCCACCUACUACAGCCCUCCAUCAGAUACAGGGCCUUCCUACUCCAGCCCUCCAUCACAUACAGGGCCCCCCUACUACAGCCCUCCAUCAGACACAGGGCCCCCCAACUACAGCCCUGCAUCAGAUACAGGGCCCCCCUACUGCAGCACUCCAUCAGACACAGGGCCCACCUACUACAGCCCUCCAACAGACACAGGGCCCUCCUACUACAGCCCUCCAUCAGACACAGGGCCCACCUACUACAGCCCUCCAACAGACACAGGGCCCUCCUACUACAGCCCUCCAGCAGAUACAGGGCCCACCUACUACAGCACUCCAUCCGAUACAGGGCCCUCCUACUACAGCCCUCCAUCAUAUACAGGGCCCCCCUUCUACAGCCCUCCCCCUCCAUCAGAUACAGGACCCCCCUCCUACAGCCCUCCAUCAGGUACAGGGCCCACCUACUACUGCCCUCCAUCAGACACAGGGCCCUCCUACUACAGCCCUCCAUCAGACACAGGGCCCCCCUACUACAGCCCUCCAUCAGACACAGGGCCCUCCUACUACAGCCCUCCAUCAGAUACAAGGCCCUCCUACUAUAGCCCUCCAUCAGACACAGGGCCCCCCUACUACAGCCCUCCAUCAGGCACAGGGCCCUCCUACUACAGCCCUCCAUCAGAUACAGGACCCCCCUCCUACAGCCCUCCAUCAGGUACAGGGCCCACCUACUACAGCCCUCCAUCAGACACAGGGCCCUCCUACUACAGCCCUCCAUCAGAUACAGGGCCCCCCUACUACAGCCCUCCAUCAAACACAGGGCCCUCCUACUACAGCCCUCCAUCAGGUACAGGGCCCUACCAGUACAACUCUCCAUCAGACACAGGGUCCCCCUACUACAGCCCUCCAUCAGAUACAGGACCCCCCUCCUACAGCCCUCCAUCAGGGCCCACCUACUACAGCCCUCCAUCCGACACAGGGCCCCCCUACUACAGCCCUCCAUCAGAUACAGGGCCCCCCUACUACAGCCCUCCAUCCGACACAGGGCCCCCCUACUACAGCCCUCCAUCAGACACAGGGCCCCCCUACUACAGCCCUCCAUCCGACACAGGGCCCCCCUACUACAGCCCUCCAUCAGAUACAGGGCCACCCUACUACAGCCCUCCAUCAGACACAGGGCCCCCCUACUACAGCCCUCCAUCAGACACAGGGCCCCCCUACUACAGCAUGUUGAUCGGAGGUUUUAGGGUGAGUUGUGACAUGAAUGAAAUGGUCAUGUUUUUCAGUCGGCCUUCUCUGCAUCGAACAGUUUCUGAGGGAGUGUCAUCUGAUGGGAAACAUGACUCUGUUUUGCUCUCCGCUCAGUGCUGCCGGACCUGCUGUGUUUCUCCAGCGAUUUUUGGCUUUUGUCCCCCUUCUCCGGUCGAAGGAGAUGGUUCCCGGAUUCUCCCAGGCUCUCUCCCCCUGAACUGGGAUCUCCUCCUGCCUGGGAUUAUGCCAGGAGAUCUCUGA